AUGGAUGAUUUUUGGAGCACGUUUUGUGGAGAAUCUGAUUGUCCUGGAAAUGGAGGAAAACCACCUUUCUGUUACGAUUUCAAGAUUUUGAAAGAUCCUUCUUCGUGCACCGACCAAUUCUUGAUCAUCUGCUUUGAUGUUUUACUACUGAUCAUGCUAGCAUUCAUUUUGAUGCAGAAGUUUUUUUUCAAACCAUUUCGUGGUCAGUUUCAGGUGGAAAGAUAUUCAAACUUGCAGCUAGUUUCUGCCAUAACCAAUGGUUCUGUGGGGUUGUUGUAUUUGUGCUUAGGAAUUUGGGUUAUAGAGGAGGAAUUAAGGAAGAAACACACUCUUUUUCCUCUUAAGUUGUGGUUGGCAGAGCUUUUUCAAGGAUUCAGAUGGUUGUUAGUAGGCUUAAGUGUAAGUCUUCAGUUUAAACAACUUCCAAGGUCAUGGUUGUGGUUGUUUACUCUUCUGACAUUAUUUGUUUCAACUAUUUUCUGUGUUUUGUCCAUGUAUUAUGCAAUUAGUAGUAGAAAAUUGACCUUCAAGGAAUCUUUAGAUAUUUUGUCUUUUCCAGUGUCAGUUUUACUACUCUUGUGCACUUAUAAAGUGUAUAAAUGUGAAGACACUGGUAGAGAAAUUGAUGAAGGCCUUUAUGACCCUUUGAAUGGUCAUUUUAAUGAAGUUGAUCAAGAUAAAUAUGUGACUCCAUUUGCCAAAGCUGGAUUCCUUAGUAAGAUGACAUUUUGGUGGUUGAAUCCAUUGAUGAAGAGGGGUCAGGAGAAAACACUUCAGGAUGAGGAUAUCCCGAAGUUGCGAGAAUCAGAUCGAACAGAAAGUUGCUAUAUGUCAUUUUUAGAACAAUUGAACAGGACAAAAGGAAAAGAACCAUUAUCACAAUCAUCAGUUUUGUGGACCAUAGUUUUAUGCCACAGGAGAGAGAUUUUGAUGACUGGAUUGUUUGCAUUGCUCAAGGUACUCACCUUGUCUACUGGUCCUGUACUUCUGAAUGCUUUUGUAUUGGUUUCUGAGGGCAAUGAAAAUUUCAAAUAUGAGGGUUAUGUAUUGGUCGUAUCACUUUUCAUUAUAAAGGUCAUCGAGUCCCUGUCACAAAGGCAGUGGUAUUUCCGCAGUAGGCUUGUUGGAAUGAAAGUUAGGUCACUACUCACAGCAGCCAUUUAUAAAAAACUAUUGAGGUUAUCUAGUUCAGCUAGACUGACAUACUCUGGUGGUGAGAUAAUGAAUUAUGUGACUGUGGAUGCUUACAGAAUUGGAGAAUUCCCAUAUUGGUUUCACCAGUCGUGGACAACAAUCCUCCAAAUAUGUAUUGCUUUAGUAAUACUUUAUAAUGCUAUUGGGAUAGCAACAAUAUCCUCAUUGGUGGUCAUAGUUCUCACUGUGCUUUGCAACGCUCCACUAGGGAAGUUGCAGCAUAAGUUUCAGAGCGAACUCAUGGUGGCACAAGAUGAACGAUUGAAGGCGAGUUCUGAGGCUCUUACAAAUAUGAAAGUCCUGAAGCUGUAUGCAUGGGAAACCAGUUUUAAAAAUGCUAUAGAAAGACUAAGAAAUUUGGAACUGAAAUUGUUGCAAGCAGUGCAAUUGAGAAAGGCAUACAACGUAUUUUUAUUUUGGAGCGCACCAGUUUUGGUCUCUGCUGCUUCUUUUGCAACAUGCUACUUCUUGAAUAUUCCUUUGCAUGCAAAUAAUCUGUUCACAUUUGUGGCAACUAUACGCCUUGUGCAGGAGCCAAUUACAGCCAUCCCAGAUGUUAUUGGGGUGGUCAUUCAAGCAAAAGUGGCAUUUGCCCGGAUAAUUAAUUUCCUUGAUGCACCUGAAUUGCAAAGCGCAAAUCUCAGGAGUAAAUGUUUUGAUGACAGUAAAGGGUCAAUUACAAUCAAAUCUGCUGAUUUUUCAUGGGAAGGCAAUGAAUCAAAGUCAACACUGAGGAACAUAAACCUGGAGAUUAGACAUGGGCAAAAGUUGGCUAUUUGUGGAGAAGUUGGCUCGGGCAAAUCAACUCUCUUAGCUACUAUUCUUGGAGAGGUUCCUAUGAUAAAAGGAACUAUAGAAGUUAACGGAAAGUUUGCAUAUGUUUCACAAACAGCAUGGAUACAGACAGGUACUAUACGGGAAAAUAUUUUGUUCGGAUUACAUUUGGAUGCUCAUAGAUAUCAAGAAACUCUUCGAAGAUCAUCACUGCUGAAGGAUUUGGAGCUGUUUCCCGAUGGAGACCUCACAGAAAUUGGUGAGAGAGGAGUUAACUUGAGUGGAGGCCAGAAACAGCGAAUUCAACUUGCACGUGCUCUUUAUCAGAAUGCUGAUGUAUAUCUCUUGGAUGAUCCAUUUAGUGCUGUUGAUGCACAUACUGCCACAAAUUUGUUUAACGAAUACAUCAUGGAUGGUCUUAAAGACAAAACUGUUAUACUCGUUACUCAUCAAGUUGACUUUCUACCAGCGUUUGAUUUUGUUUUGUUGAUGUCAAAUGGGGAAAUCCUAGAAGCUGCUCCUUAUCAUCAUUUGUUGUCCUCAAGCCAAGAAUUCCAAGAUCUUGUUGAUGCUCACAAGAAAACUGCUGGUUCUGACAAGCAAAUGAAUGUUACUUCUUCCAAGAGGCAUUUAAUAUCUUCUAAGGAGAUUACACAAGCUUUCAAGGAGAAGCAAUUAAAAGCAACAAAUGGAAAUCAGUUAAUAAAGGAAGAAGAGAGAGAGAUAGGAGACACAGGGUUGAAGCCUUACUGUCAGUAUUUGAAUCAGAUGAAAGGCUACAUAUUCUUCUUUGUGGCUUCUCUUUGUCACCUGUUGUUUGUCAUUUGCCAGAUAUUGCAAAACUCGUGGAUGGCUGCUAAUGUUGACAACUCCCAAGUCAGCACAUUGCGGUUGAUUGUUGUUUACUUCUUGAUUGGGGCUGCUUCUACAGUUUUUAUGUUGAUCAGAGUUUUUCAUAUAGUUGCCUUGGGUGUUCAAUCAUCAAAAUAUUUAUUUUUACAGUUAAUGAACUCCCUUUUUCGUGCACCGAUGUCCUUUUAUGACUCCACACCAUUGGGAAGAAUACUUAGUAGGGCCUCAUCAGAUCUCAGCAUUAUGGACAUUGAUAUCCCAUUUAUGAUUUCUUAUACUAUGGGAGGUACUACAAACUUCUAUUCUAAUCUCGCAGUUUUAGCCAUUAUCGCUUGGCAAAUGUUGCUUAUCGCUGUACCGAUGGUAUACAUUGCAAUACGCUUGCAGAGAUACUAUUUUUGCACUGCAAAAGAAGUGAUGCGGAUGAAUGGCACAACAAAGUCCAUUGUAGCUAAUCAUGUAGCUGAAACUACUGCUGGAGUUGUGACAAUAAGAGCCUUUGGACAAGAAGAUCGUUUCUUUGAGAAGAAUCUUGAUCUAAUUGACAUCAAUGCUAGUCCCUUCUUCCAUAGUUUUGCCUCAAAUGAGUGGCUGAUCCAGAGAUUAGAAAUAGUUAGUGCAGUACUUCUUUCCUCCACAGCACUGUGCAUGGUUAUACUUCCUGAAGGGACUUUCACCUCUGGAUUCGUUGGCAUGGCUCUCGCUUAUGGUCUUACACUAAAUGCUCAACUGGUAUUUUCAAUUCAAAGUCAAUGCAGUCUAGCAAAUUACAUAAUUUCUGUUGAGAGGCUAAAUCAGUAUAUGCAUAUACCAAGUGAGGCCCCAGAAGUAAUUGAAGGAAGUCGUCCUCCUUCGAAUUGGCCAGUCUCUGGUGAAGUAGAACUGAAUGAUUUGCAGGUACGAUACAGGCCUGAGGGACCACUUAUACUCCAUGGAAUCACGUGCACAUUCAAAGCAGGGCACAAGAUUGGAAUUGUUGGAAGGACAGGCAGUGGGAAGUCCACUCUGAUCAGUGCAUUAUUUCGUCUUGUGGAGCCAGCAGGUGGAAAAAUUGUAGUUGAUGGCAUAGACAUAUCUUCUAUUGGCCUACAUGAUUUGAGGUCGCGUUUUGGUGUUAUACCUCAAGAUCCUACUCUUUUUAAUGGGACUGUCAGAUAUAAUUUGGACCCUUUAUCACAAUACUCUGAUCACGAGAUAUGGGAGGUUCUUGGCAAGUGUCAGUUGCGAGAAGUUGUCCAACAGAAAUUAGAGGGCCUGAACUGCCCAGUUGUUGAAGAUGGAUCAAACUGGAGCAUGGGACAAAGACAAUUAUUUUGUUUGGGGCGUGCACUUUUAAAGAGAAGUAGGAUAUUGGUGCUGGAUGAAGCAACUGCAUCGAUUGACAAUGCAACCGAUUUGAUUCUACAGAAAACAAUUCGGACUGAGUUUGCAGAUUGCACUGUGAUUACAGUAGCACACAGGAUACCAACUGUGAUGGAUUGCACCAUGGUCCUUUCAAUCAGUGAUGGAAGACUGGUGGAGUAUGAUGAACCAACGAGUUUGAUGACGAAAGAAGGAUCGCUAUUCAAGCAACUUGUGAAGGAGUACUGGUCUCAUUUUCAAUCUGCAGAAUCACAAUGA
Sphenostylis stenocarpa is the source of this 4440-nucleotide messenger RNA. The record is from the annotation of a GenBank genome assembly. NCBI's taxonomy places the organism in Eukaryota, Viridiplantae, Streptophyta, Magnoliopsida, Fabales, Fabaceae.